AUGAAUAUUAGUACAAAAAAGGAUAGCUUAACUAACUGUGCAAAACAAUUAAUAUUAAAUGAUUAUGUUUGGAAAUUAAUAAAUCUAACCUUAAAACUUCGAAAAACUUUGAUUGAAGCUGUGAAAUCAAGACAUCAAAAUCUUUUUAUAGUUGGAUUGUAUUGGUAUCAUGAUGUAAACAAUCUAGAAGAAGUUUACAAGAUUACUUCAAAACGUGUUUUUGAAAGGGGAGAACAUCAUCAAUCACGUAUACCAGAUAUUCCUGAAUAUGAACAUCUUAUGUGGUCAUUUCUACGAUCAUUUGAACCGCUUGAUUCCAACCAUGGGAUUGACGGUCAAUUUAAUCUUGUGAUAGAACUGAAAAUUGCCAUAAAUCUAUCCCCAAAAAUUAAAUAUUUAAUUUGUACAAUCUUAAAAUUUUGA
This is a messenger RNA of Entrophospora sp. SA101, 423 nucleotides long. NCBI's taxonomy places the organism in Eukaryota, Fungi, Glomeromycota, Glomeromycetes, Entrophosporales, Entrophosporaceae. The record is from the annotation of a GenBank genome assembly.